AUGCCGCCCCUCCACAUGGUAUUUGCUUUCACGCUGCUGAUUCUUGGGGUCUCCAACGUUGUGUACGCAGCCGUCGCCUCCCUCCAUGGCACCGGUCUCGUCAAUAGCACCGAUCUGGAGUGUCGCCAAUGCGUCAAGAACCAGCAGACAGGACAGUAUAGAUGCGAUUACAACCUUCCCAGUGUCGGACAGACGGUUGCUCGCUGUCGAGAUACCAAUGAUAGAGGCAGAGUGGCACCAGAAAAUGUGCCCUGGUUCUACACCCAUCUGUGGAGUGCUCACGAUCUCCCUACGGAUCAGGAGUCAGUAGCAGAGACUGCCGAGCUAGCCAAACGAGAUGAAGUCAGAGAGCGUGCUCCAUCAACAGCACAAAUCCAGACCAUUGAAUCAACCCAACUAUUCGAGACACCUCAGGCAUCAAGAAUAUUUUCACCCAAUCAUGCAGAUUCCAAUGAUACAUCGGCGGGAGUGACUCCUUUCAGGUUCCACAGCGACCCAGGACACGCAAAAGAGUUGCAUCCUCGUCAGUGCCUGGAAAGGGCACAACCGGGAGUGUGGGACUGUGACUUUGCUUUUCCGACUCUUCAACAGUUUAUAGACCGUUAUCGAGACUAUGCCAACUGGGGAAUGGCAACGCCGGGAAGGUCUGUUUGGUUUUACACCAACUUGGAUCAGACAAACGACGCAACCGUUUUCCCAAAUUGUUACGGAUGGUUGCUGAUGAAUAAUAUCGACAGCUAUUAUGGGAACAGCGGCCUCAGCAGCUUGUGGCUCGCUGCGCAAGUGGAAUGGAUCGAAGAUCACCGGGCCGAAUUUCUGGCAGUAACAGGAGGUCAGGAUCCCAUGAAAGUCUUCUCGGUUUGUCUCUUCGAAGCCCUCGCACUGUCGACCUUGAAUCCGGAUGCAUACGUGUUCACCAAGGCACCACCGGAAACAUGGAGGGACACAAGUUGGUGGGCAUUGAUCGAAUACCCUGCGCUUACGAACAAUCCGAUCGUGCAGAGAAUUUGGCGCGUUGAUCCUCGUCCAGGUCAAUGCAAUGAUAGAAUAUUGAUUUGGCAGAGGGGUCGGGAUCUUCCAUUACAGAUGUUUCAGUCUUGCCAAGUGCUUGAGCAGUUGCGGGCGCCAAAUCCAGCAGCGACAGCAAAAGUCUAG
Messenger RNA from Exophiala spinifera, 1155 nucleotides. RefSeq lists its product as uncharacterized. Bases 1 to 1155 code for a protein of 384 amino acids. Lineage: Eukaryota; Fungi; Ascomycota; Eurotiomycetes; Chaetothyriales; Herpotrichiellaceae. The transcript has a single exon. The record is from RefSeq and is a predicted model, not a curated record.